Messenger RNA from Anopheles bellator, 2992 nucleotides. RefSeq lists its product as uncharacterized. The transcript is spliced from 3 exons. Lineage: Eukaryota; Metazoa; Arthropoda; Insecta; Diptera; Culicidae. The record is from RefSeq and is a predicted model, not a curated record. Gene Ontology annotation, biological process: regulation of transcription by RNA polymerase II. Gene Ontology annotation, molecular function: protein dimerization activity; DNA-binding transcription factor activity, RNA polymerase II-specific; RNA polymerase II cis-regulatory region sequence-specific DNA binding. The annotation marks the transcript as partial.
CGCGCAGCCACUCACCAGUGGCAAGUAGUGAACCGAGUGCCAACAGCCCGGGCAACGCUACUACCGAGAGAGAGGCAAUCGAAGAAGGAAAGCAGUGUCAAGUCUCGGGCCAGUACAACGUAGUAAAUAGUGGAAAACCAGCAAACGAACUAUGGAACAAAAAAAACACUUGGAGAUGCAGGCAACCGGGGAAAACGUCCUUCUCGACGAUGAACCAGGAUUCAACUUAUUCGAAAACCUGCUACCGAAUUUCCCGAUGGAGGAGGAGUCCACCGAAGAGCUUCCGCUGCCGGAGCCACCUAGGGACGAGCUUUCGGUGCCGCCCGAGACCGGUUCGGUGUGCGACGUGAACAUCGACCAGAGGCUCCAGAUCAGGCAUGACUGCAUGUGGUCCGGCGUCUGCGUAGACCUAUCGCACCCGGAGAAGUUCGGCUUAGGUCUAGGUGAAGGGUGCUGCAUUGACGGUGGCGGCGAUCCGCUAGUGCUACUAGCGCAGGAACAGCAACGGAACCAGUUACAGAAUCUCGCACCGGAGGUGGCAAAACCGGGAAACACUACUAGUGCCAAGGAGAGCGCAGAGACGCUCAAGCCCCAGUCAACGCCGUUCCGGGUUCCAACAACGGUGGCCGAGAUACCGGCCGGUAGCUCGUUGCUCAUCAAACGCUCCCCACAACAGCAACAGCCACAAAACCGUGCGAUAGUCAGCGGCGGCGGCGUCGGCGUCGGCGGUGGCGGCAACGGCAGCGGCAGCAGCGGCAACUACAGCACAAAUGUGUCCCCUAGUACUUCCACGCUUCGUCUACCGUAUAUUCCGACCGGCGCGUUCAUGAAGAACCGAGAACACCAUAUACUGAGUGGUGCGAUACAUCAUCACACCAGUUCGAAUACACCACUCAGCGUGGAUGAUGAUCCGCCGGAGUUCAAACACAAGCUGGACCUGGUCGCCACCUGUACCGUUAGCUGUAGUGAAGCGCCAGCCGCUACCGGCUCUGCUGCACCUUCCGCUUCCUCGGCCGUCAGCAGUGGUAGCAUAAAUGGGGAAAACGUUGCACUAAACUACUGUAACCAAACCGCCCAGUUGCUCCAGGAUGAUGCCACAGCACAGCUCAGCGCAGGCUACAUGCGCAGUACAUCCAUCGAACCGCUCGGCGGACAGCUAUGGACGGUGCCCGACUCAUCGGACAGUGGCUUCAGCAGCAACAGUCUGUCCCAACUGCUUCGCGAUCUUCGUGAAAUCGAAGAAAGGGACUCAGCGACGUUAUCGUCCGCUUUUAGUUUCUCCUCGCAGACGAUCGACAACUCGGUAAGAAGUUCCGGCGAGUGUGGCGAUCGGGGGAGUUGCAGUAAUUUUCACUACUGGAACUGGAACAACAGCAGCAACAGCAGCAACAGCAGCAGCCGUAGAAUGACGAAAAGUAGCUGCGCCAGCUUAGCUGGCGAUCUGACCGACACGACGGUUGUUAGUGCUGCUAUCAAGAAGGUCACGUUGACAACGGUGCAUCGGAAAGAGAAGACGUUAGUGGAGAAUGACGACGCUGAAGAGGAUGAUAAACAGGAUGACGAAUUGCUGUUCGAUACAGCACCCAGUGACUCGCCAGUCACUGCUAAAAGUUUCUCGUUCGAGAAACACGAUGACGAGGAGGAGGAAGAUUUCGUGGAGAAAGGGUGUGACUUAGAACAAGAUGACGAGUUGCCUUCUGAUGCAUCGGCCAGUGACUCACCCCGUGGUUUGGACAGUUCCUUUACUUCCUGCUCUGAGGAAGAUGAUGAUGAUGAUGAUGAUGAGGAGCACGUCGAGAAGAAAGGUGAUCGCCCACAACAACAUAACAAACGGUUUUCGGAUGCAGCAGCAGCAGGAGAAUCAGCCAUUUAUGCGCACUGUUCCUCUACUUCUUGCUCCGAGGAAGAUGACAACGAUGACGGCGACGAGGAAGACUACAAGAAGGGAGCGCCAGGGUACGGAAGUAGCAAUGGUUAUGGCCCAUCACGCGCCACGCGCCGCCACUUGGGCAAACGGGGCGUAUGGUGCCAACGUCGCCAGAACCUCACCGGCCGUCUAGGUGACGGCGGACAGCCUGCAAAGAGAAGGAAGCUUAAUAAGAAUGAUUCGUCGACGAACUUUGACAGUGCUACUGCAACUUCGCCGACCUCUUUCCGUGACACUAGCGUCGGCCGACGUCGAGGUGGAAGUGCGACGUCGUCCGAUUCUCUACCGUUCGAGGGCCGCCAGGCGACGCACGUUGGAGACCACAGUUACACCCGGCCGAAGGGGCACUUUAACAUGAACGACCUCGGCGUGCAGACACCUUCCGAAUCGGAGGAAGAAAUCGAUGUCGUGUCAAUCGGUGACAAGAACUUGCCGACGAAUCCCACGGCUCGUGAUCGGCGCGCUCUUCAGUCAACGGUGGCCAGCAAGAUUCGCAAGCAGCAAGCAGCGGCAUCGUCACGCCACGCGGCAUCCGGUUCCGCGCAGUACGGCGGAAGUUGCUUACAUCGCCAACAGCAGCAUCGUGUCGACGAUGACCGCUACGUUAGUGGUUCGCAUUCGCUGAACGUUAGCGGCGGAGGCGGCGUCAACCUGAUGCUCGGUAUCUAUCCGACUCCCGCCGGUUCAACGACGAUUUCCGGUGCGAACACUCCACUGCUGACCGGCAGCGGCUGCUCGAGUGUGGCUUCAUCUCCACCACCGGUCCCAUCGUCCGCUCGUAAACGGUCUGGUAUUAGUAGUAGUAGUAGUGCGAGAGGCAGCAACAGUAAACACCAUCGCGGCGGUUCAUCAUCCGUGAAACGGUCGCGCCGGCAAGGGAAGAAAUCCGCAUCGUCAACCGGUGCCAGUAGGGCAGCAGACCCGCAUUGCGACGUUACCGCACAUGAGCCGGAUUCGGCGGAAAAACGCAACCUUCAUAACAACAUGGAACGCCAGCGCCGAAUCGGCUUGAAGAACCGGUUCGAGGAGCUGAAACGUCAGAUACCGAGCCUGCGCGACAAAGAU